Peniophora sp. CBMAI 1063 is the source of this 927-nucleotide messenger RNA. The record is from the annotation of a GenBank genome assembly. Lineage: Eukaryota; Fungi; Basidiomycota; Agaricomycetes; Russulales; Peniophoraceae.
AUGAAUAACCAACAACAAGAAUCGCUGAAGCGGUUUAUGAACCAGCUUCAGAAGUCGGGCCGCAGGGUGCCGACAGGUCCGGGCGGCCGACCUCCUGCGGGCUUCUUGGCUGGUGGAGGCCUCGUAGUCGCACUAGUGGCAGGCGGUUUACUCCUGAACGCCUCACUCUUCAACGUGGACGGUGGUCACCGUGCUAUUAAGUACACGAGGUUGCAUGGAGUCACCGAAGAUGUGUACAGUGAGGGGACCCAUUUUGCGGUGCCGUGGUUCGAGACGCCCAUAACAUUCGACAUCCGUGCGAAACCGAGGAGUAUUGCGAGCUUAACAGGGACGAAGGAUCUCCAGAUGGUGAACAUCACUUGUCGUGUGCUCUCCCGUCCUUCACCCCAGUCGUUGCCUACAAUCUACCGUGAGCUGGGACAAGACUACGAUGAAAGGGUUUUGCCAUCCAUUGUGAAUGAGGUCUUGAAGAGUGUGGUCGCACAGUUCAACGCCAGUCAGUUAAUCACGCAACGUGAGAUGGUCUCGAGGUUGGUGCGAGAGAACUUGAUGAAGCGUGCGACGCGCUUCAAUCUGGUUCUUGACGAUGUUUCAAUCACACAUGUUGCCUUCUCGCCGGAGUUCACACACGCUGUCGAGGCGAAGCAGGUCGCGCAGCAGACUGCACUCCGCGCGGCCUUCCUUGUCGACCAGGCCAUUCAAGAGAAGCAGUCUAUCAUCGUUCGUGCGCAGGGAGAGGCCAAAUCCGCGGAGCUCAUUGGUGAGGCGAUGAAGAAGAACAAGGGUUUCCUGCAGCUCCGCAAACUUGAGGCUGCGCGCGACAUCGCGACGCUACUUCAGUCCGGCGGAAAUAAGGUCAUGCUAGACUCGCAGUCGUUGUUGCUCAACGUGGCGACGGAAGAUCUCAAGGACGCUAUACACAAGUAG